AUGGCCAACCUGCCGCCAGACCGCACGGUCUGGCUCGGCGGCCUUCCCUCCUGGCUGUCGUCGGAGGAGCUGUACCACUGGUGCUGCAGCACUACGUGGCCGGUGUAUGCGGAGGUGGCUCCGAGUGGCCACUCGCUGACAUUUGGCUAUGUCAUCUACAGCUCGCAGGAGGAAGCCGAAGAAGCCGUGACAGCUUUGCCUGCAGGUGUGGCUGGCUACCGGGUCAGCAAACGACCCUGGCAGGGCAAAGGCUCCGUGCAGCAGCAGCUGGCGAAUGCCACUGCUGCUAGCAAGUCGCUGGCGGUGAAAGGGAUGCUGCCCUGGCAGAGGAGGCAGCAGGCCAGGGCUGGCUCUUCGAAGGGGGCUGGCUCUUCGAAGGACCCUCCAAGGGCACCCUCGACUACCUCGUCUGACGAGCAGGAGGAGUCGGAAAGCGAAGAGGAUGACGAGGUCAUCGAGCCGGAGGGGGCCAGAGCAGCCACUCUUCUGGCUGCUCGGAGGAGAGGUGAAGCUCUCCUCCGAGCAGAAGCGGAGCAAAAAAGAAGGCUCAAGGAGAAGGAAAGAGCCAAGGAGCAGAAAAGACUCCGCAGAGCAGAGGAGGAGGAGAGGCGAAAGCGCCGAAGAAAAGAGGAGGAGAUGAUCCAGCUGGCCACGAGGAGAAAACUUCCGGGCCUGGGGGACCCUGCCCAUCCGAACAUGCGAUGCAGCUUUUGGGUGCUCAACACAGCAGCGAGCUGUAGCACCGUAGCCGUGGCCUCAAUGGGGGUCAUGAAGAAGCCUGCUGCAAAGAAGGCAGCCACUCUGCCGCCAGAGGUGACCGAGGCUUUGGAAGUGGUGCCAGGUGUGGAGCAAGAAGACGACCCGGCCGAGAAGCACGAGGAGGAGGCGGACAAGGAGGCGGACCAAGCAGACCCAGAGGGUGCAGAGGAGGAGGAGAACCUCGAGAGAACAAGUCCGGGGGUGGCUCCGGGGGGUGGCUCUGGGGGUGGAAAAACCUCCAAAAGCCUUGCCGAGAAGGCAAAGGGGUGGGCGGCCCAGUCCGCCACCGAGGACGAAGGCCGCGACCAAGUGAAGGCGAGAAAAUAUCGCAAGUUGUGUGACUCGGGUGCAAUCCCGUCACACAUACAAGAGGCGAUAGAAAAAUCGUCCAGCCGCUCCGGCAAGUCCAAGCUGAUCAAUGCCCUCUUCGUCAAGGAUGGCAACGGCCAGCUCGUGAUGAAUCCCAAGGACCCGGUCUUCAGCAGCACCAAGACGGCGAGCCACGAGAACUACGGCAAGGACGAGCGACUCGGAAAGCCUCGCCACGUGUUUCUGUGGGAGACGUACCACGGAAACGAGUCCGCACUCCAGCAGGGCAUCGACACGGGUGCCGUGGACUGCUGGACAGUCGGCGGGGUGGAGAUGUGCUCUUACCGCACACUCAAGAGUGGCAUGGCGAAGAAGGUCUCGGACAACCACAACCUCCACGGCGGCGAGCAAAAGCUGAGCAAGGGCGCCUUCGGCGAGGUGAGUGCCGCCCUGGACGACCUUUCCUUCGACUUCGACGAUGCCGGCUCCCAUGCCAUCUGCGAUGUGGCCAGCUCUUCCGCCUCCGGCAGCAAGGCGGCCCAGAAGAUGUUGGAGUCUGGAAAGCUCUCUGACAAGCAGCGGGCCGUGCUGGUGGAAGCGAAGGAAGCCGUGGACAAGCUUCACGGUACGGGCAUGAAAAUGGCCCAGAAGUGCAAGAGUGACGAGGAUCGCUUGAACUUCAAGGCGGUUUUGCUCGAGCUUAAGGACUGGAGCCACAAGCAGGAGCAUGCCCUCGCCUGGGAUGAGCUGCCGUCCGGAGAAGCCAUCUCUGAGCAGUCCUUCGCCGCCUUUGUCAAGGAGCAGGCCGCUGCGGUCACGACUUUGAACGAGAAGGUGGAGCAGUUCCGGGCUUUGUUGAAAACCCGCAAGGAGCUCUGA
This is a messenger RNA of Symbiodinium sp. CCMP2592, 1947 nucleotides long. Lineage: Eukaryota; Dinophyceae; Suessiales; Symbiodiniaceae. The record is from the annotation of a GenBank genome assembly.